Aspergillus pseudonomiae is the source of this 1325-nucleotide messenger RNA. Its product is annotated as F1F0 ATP synthase subunit g. The transcript is spliced from 3 exons. Gene Ontology annotation, molecular function: proton transmembrane transporter activity. The coding region runs from base 121 to 720 and encodes 199 amino acids. The record is from RefSeq and is a predicted model, not a curated record. Gene Ontology annotation, biological process: proton motive force-driven ATP synthesis. NCBI's taxonomy places the organism in Eukaryota, Fungi, Ascomycota, Eurotiomycetes, Eurotiales, Aspergillaceae.
CGACGAUCCAGUAUCUCCGGCUCUUGACCCCACCGCCAUUGGACUCCUUCGUCCUCCCUCUGCCACUUUUAAAAGUCUUUCUCUCCUUUUACAGUCUUUUUCUUUUUUGUGGUCUCCAAGAUGCCCGCUACGGCGUCCCGUGCCGUUCUUCGGCAAUCGCAGUUCCUGACCCGGAGGACCGCUGUCAGAUACGCCUCUUCCACCUCGGAGACUGCUCAGAAGGCUGGUGAGGCUGCAUCCUCUGCUGCCUCCAAGGCGUCUGAGGGUCUCUCUCGUGUCACAUCGACCGCUGGCCCCGCUCUUUCGAAUGCCGCUCAGGGCGUCGGCAGUGCUUUGAGGAAGGUUGGUGGAAGGACCGGAAAAGUCAUCGCUUUCGUCGAUUCUAUGAUACCCCCCACCCUCUACUACGGCAAGGUCGGCCUUGAACUCGCCAAGCUCGUUUUCCGUGGACAGAACAUGACUCCUCCCAACCUGGCUACCUUCCAGUCCUUCUACCAGCCUCUGCUCAACGCUUUCCGCAGCCCUGCCGCCCUUAAGAACGCCAACUUCGUGUCGCCGGGAGACAUCGCCGCCCGUGUCCGCAAUGCCAACAAGAAGGAAAUCGCCCUGGCCGGUGUUACUCUCGCGGAGGUUAUCGGAUUCUUCACCGUCGGUGAGAUGAUCGGUAGAAUGAACAUUGUCGGCUACAGGGGCCACCCUGAGCACCACGGAGACCACUAGAUCACCCGCAAGCACUAAUGCAUGGCCUGUCUUUUUUAUAUUUCCUUUUAUCACUGCGUUCUGUACUAUUGUAUGAUAGACGAUGGAAUUUAACUGUUGUCUGAGGUAAAUCACGCACUUUUGGAGGAUUCCCUCUUCUCCCUUGGAUGCUUCACUUUCGAUAUACAUGUCAACUGUUGCUCUUCUUGUUCUUUUCCUAUUCUACCUGUGUCAAAAGUGGAAGUCGUAUAGAGAUGUCCGUCAAUUAUGUGUUAGACGUGCGUUUGAAUUGAUCAUUCGUUACUAUCUCCUAGUCCUACUGAUAUCUACGUAGCCAGCAUCAAUGACAAGGGUGUAACAAUUGCAAACCUCUAGAAUGCAAUACAUAAUAAAAAUACCGCUCCGAAGCAAGGGUAGGUACCUCCCUCCACCAUAGUGAAAUUUCUAGAACGGGCCCUGGAAUCAAAUCAAUUUAAUGCUAGCAGCUUUUUUGUGGAGUCCGGUUUAAGGUACGGUACCGUAACAGAUGGAGAAACACAACGCUGAUUGGCCCGUGCGGGAAAGAAUUUCUGCUUUCCAACUUUUUUUUUUAUACCGCGUAUCCAACCACCACCACACCUCUAUAG